Messenger RNA from Ostertagia ostertagi, 1173 nucleotides. Lineage: Eukaryota; Metazoa; Nematoda; Chromadorea; Rhabditida; Trichostrongylidae. The record is from the annotation of a GenBank genome assembly.
AUGCCGCGUCCACUAAGCCACAGCAACAACCAAGACGGUGAUGAGGACGACCACAUGGAAGAAACUGUAGAGGACGGGCUCACCAGUUCACAGGUACAAGAGGCCAACUAUCUGAACUCAUUGGUGACUGAGGAGGAUCCUUCUCAACAGUUUGCAAAACGUGCGAGCCUACGAGAAGCGUACCAUGACAUUUGCAGUCAGUUCACAGGUGACGCUGAAAGAAAGGAAAAUGGAGAGUUGAUUGAGCACCUCGGGAAGUCUCUUGAAGAUGUUGAGCGCUCUUAUCAGAAUGUAGGCGCAGGAGGCAAAGAGCUUGCAGCGGACGCUGACUCAUUGUUGUCGAUGGCAAGUGUUUUACUUGAACAAAUGAAGUCGUUCCGAAGUGCAAAUUCUGAAAGGAUAGUCACAGCCGCUUCCUUUGCGGAAGCUCUGAUUUCAUUUGUAAACUCUUCACAAUCAUCCACCGACGCAGCUUUUAUCGACGGUGAAGACAACCCGUUGCUGAAGGAUGAAGAAGAUGACGAUCCAACAAACUUGCCUUCAUGUUCCAAUGGAACACAAGUUUCCGCCACGCGGCAUGCAUCUUCAGGAGCGCCAAUGAUAAGUCGCGAUAAAUGGGCUUGGCUUGGUCGCCAGGAUUUUGGCACGCUGACAUAUGAUGUAUCUUUCAACUACCAAUCUCUACGUUCCGUCGUUUCGUAUGACAUAGCGCCACCUGCGUCCCAAAUUACAAAGAAAGAACGGUUGAAAAGAGGAAAGGAUACACAAGAGGCUGCAGUUGUGCUUUCUUCAAAGCAAGCUGAAAGCGUCGACGACGAAGUUUCCGUAGCUCAAGAGCUGGAUAAGGUGAGAAAAGCACUAAAGCGAGCUUGGAAGGAGAAACCGUCGGUCGACUUCUUCUCUUUCGUCAUCGAUCCAACAGAUUUUUCGAAAUCGGUCGAAAACAUGUUCUACGUCUCCUUUCUUGUCAAAGAUGGGCGUGUGCGUUUGACAGUCGGCGAGGAUGGUCUACCCGUGCUGUUGCACGUUUCGAAUGAAGAACGCCAGAGGUUGCAUGUAGACGACAGGUCAGCGGCAGUUACGAACCAGGCCAUAAUAUCAUUUACUUACGAGAUGUGGGAGGAAAUGGUGGAAGCAAUGCGCAUGCGGGGUUCAGUCAGCAAUAGCUUGUGA